AUGUGACGUCAUAUCCGAAGUGCUCAUACUGAAAAGUGAUCUUGGCGCCUGUGCUGCCUUCAAUGAUGCGUGGACAAGGAAUGGGUGGCCUUUUGUGUGUCUUUGUAAAUGUGUCUGUGUGAGCCCACGCCACGCAAAAACAACGACGGUUCCUAGCUGCGACGCCACGAAACCAGGAAGCAAUUGGAGGAAGUAUUUUUGUGGAUUUGUUCACGUUUCUAUCUUCGGCGGGAAGGCCACCUGAAGUGACACACGCUUUUUUCCCCUCAAACGUCCUCGCCUUGUGCCCUUUAGCUUGGCAAGAACCACCCCUGCAUGAGAAUGAAGGGACGGAAAGAUGCUCCUUCCGAUUGGGGCUACUUGGUGGCAAUAUGUUUCUUCAUCCUGGGAUUGGGGACGCUGCUACCAUGGAACUUCUUCAUGACUGCCUCAUUGUAUUUCCAAGAGCGCCUGAACGCGUCCAACGCCACAGGCGGCAGCGAAAACAGCAACAGCAAGUACUUCAACAGCUGUAUGACUCUCCUGUCCCAGCUGCCCUUGCUGCUCUUCACCUUGCUCAACUCCAUCCUCUACCAGAGGAUAUCCGAGGCGGUGCGCAUCGCCGGCAGCCUGGUUUUCAUCCUGUUGCUCUUCAUCUUCACCGCCGUGCUGGUGAAGGUGGACAUGGACAGUGAGCGCUUCUUCUCCGUCACCAUGGCGACCAUUUGGUUCAUCAACUCAUUUGGCGCCGUGAUGCAGGGAAGUCUCUUCGGCCUGGUGGGCAUGCUGCCCCAGAAGUACAGCGCCAUCUUCAUGAGCGGCCAAGGCCUCGCCGGCACGUUUGCCGCCAUUGCCAUGUUUUUGGCCAAUGCCAGUGGUGCGGAAUCUCGCUCGGCGGCGCUGGGCUACUUCAUCACGCCGUGCGUCGGCACCCUGGUGACACUCUUCUGCUACCUGCUCCUGCCCCGCUUGGAGUUUGCCCACUAUUACCUGAAGAGCGCCAAAUACGAGCCCGGCUUUGCCAAGGUUGAGCUGCUUACGGCGGAGAGUACGGCGGUGGACGGCGGCAAGCUCAACGGCCUCGCAAACGGCUCGGUGGCCGGCGGCCCAAACAAAGAUGGCGCCUCGGAGGAACGUGAAGGCGAGGCCCAGCGGGACAAAAGCGAGGAGGCGUUCCUGUCCGAGGCGCCGGUGGAAAAGAAGCAAGAGAAAGCCUCCCUCAUCGAGAUCUUCAAGAAGAUUUGGGUGAUGGCGUUCUGCGUGACGUUUGUGUUCACGGUCACACUGUCGGUGUUUCCCGCCAUCACCGCCGAUGUCAAGACGUCAUCCCCUGAUUUCAAGACGGUGUUAAACGGAAAUUGGGACCGUUACUUCAUCAACGUGUGCUGCUUCCUGACUUUUAACAUCAACGACUGGCUUGGCCGCACGAUCACCACGGCGAUACGAUGGCCCCGCAAGGAGUCGCGUCUCUUCCCGCUGCUGGUGGUCUCUCGCGUGGUCUUUAUCCCGCUCCUGAUGCUGUGUAACGUCCAGGAUCGCUCCUUCCUGCCCGUCUACUUCGCCUCGGACAUCGGCUUCACCGUCAUCAUGGCGCUCUUCUCCGUUUCCAGCGGAUACUUUGUUUGCCUGUCCAUGUCCUACGCUCCACAGAUGGUGGAGGCCAAGGAUGCGGAGACCGCCGGAUCCCUGAUGACCUUUUUCUUGGCUCUGGGUCUGUCCAUCGGUGCCGCGCUGUCCUUCCCACUGCGAAAGCUCGUGUAGUCUCUCGCAAAAAACGCACACUGACAAGCGCUGCUGGCUACAGCGGUGCCUUGACUUUGAGGGGUGGCCCAAAUUCCAAGAGUCGAUGAGAGCCACGGUCGCGAUGCACAUUUCGUUGCAUCUUUUAGGGCGUUUUAUCUAGAGGGGCGCAAUUCUGCCUCCCUGGCGGAAGGGGGUGUGCUGGAACAAUUGCUAGCUUAGUAGAGGAACAAAUUUAACUUAAGACUAGGUAACACUAUACAUAUAAUAGGAAUGAGUUUACUGCUUUUUUUAGUUUCUUGAAGUAUUUAUUUACUUUUUUUUUUGGUGGUUGCGGUCUUUUACAUCCUUUCAGGGAACGUGUCAAUAUUGGAUAUGGAAGGGAAUGGUUUUUGUUUCUCGUCGUUCUCCCGCAGUUUUGCAUUUGUCUACAUGAAAUUUAUCUUAUUAUUAUAUAUUUAUAUAUAUUUCUUUAGUAUCACAGAGCUGAGCCAAAUUCUCCCUCGCUUGGCCUCUGUAAAGGCGCAAUGCUGCCCUCUAGUGGAGCAUUUGAGACACCGCUCCACCCAACUUGUUUUCCACAAUUGAAACAGGUACCUUCUGCCAUUGAGUGUAAGAGCAUUUGAAUUGUUCUGUCAGGCACUAUAUGUCACUGGCAUAAAAAGAUAAACAAAGAUACAUCAAUUGUCUUGAAGACAUGAAGUUAAGAGUCCAAUUGAGUGAAAUUGGACAAUUCCCAAUCACCGCAUUAGUUAAAACUGCAAUAUUUGUGGUGUUAAUAUUUAAUAUGAAUAGCACUUUCUUUUCGCGCAGCAUCGCGUUUCUUUAUUUUUUACGUGUAUUUGCCUGCUAAGCAAUGCUUGUUUGUGUCCUUUAUAUUUCUACUGAUGCACUGUGCCUCACAUUCAGUACAUAGACUGAUGUUUUACUUGGUUUUAAUGCCUUAUAGGCCUUUCUUUUCUCCAAGUAGAACAUUACAUAUUUUAGUUUUUGGGGAGCAAGGGAGGGGGUUGCUGUCUAUUUCUGUUGAGCAAUUUAAAAGUAUGGCAAAAAAGAUCAAAACUAUGCCCGUGGGGGGGUUUUGUUGGGGGGGGGUGGGGGUUACAAUUGCCCCCCAAAAAUAUGCAUCGGUAACUAUUCUACCGUUUGCUGCAUUUCUGCUUCAGCGGUCGUGUUUGUGUACUGUACUGUACAUUUUUACCGGACCUUGUGGCUUGCACAAGUGUGACUCAUGACACAUUUGACUGUAAAUAAAGGACUUGUAAAGGUU
Molecule: messenger RNA, 2989 nt
Organism: Hippocampus zosterae (dwarf seahorse)
Lineage: Eukaryota; Metazoa; Chordata; Actinopteri; Syngnathiformes; Syngnathidae
Product: equilibrative nucleoside transporter 2
Exons: 13
Coding region: 316-1740 (474 amino acids)
Biological process (GO): adenine transport; nucleoside transmembrane transport; hypoxanthine transport
Cellular component (GO): plasma membrane; basolateral plasma membrane
Molecular function (GO): nucleoside transmembrane transporter activity
Source: RefSeq, a predicted model, not a curated record